UUUGAACCUAUAAAAUUAAUCGAUUUAAGUUGAGUUAGGUCUUAUAUGAUUUAAUUUAAAAUUCAAAAACUCGAAUUAGAUAAAAAAUUAAAUCAGAAAAUUUUAAAAUUGAAUCAAAUUUAAAAAUAUUAUUAAAAAAUUCUCUGUAAUUUUAAUAUCUUUUUAUAUUUUUAAAAAAUAUCCGGUAAGAUAUAUUAGUAUCUUACCAAACUCUGUAUUGAAAAGGACCACCAAGGCCCAUUUAUUUAACAAAAAAUUAUUACUACAUAUCAGCGAGCAAAAUAGGGUUUAAAGCUUGCUCAUUUCAGCAAGAGGCUCUCUCUCUUUUGUAUCUUUUGCCUCCUGCUGUUUCAGGUCCUUGUAGAGAACACAAACAGCUGUAAAUCAUGGCUGAGCAGACUGAAAAGGCAUUUUUGAAACAACCCAAAGUGUUUCUCAGUUCAAAGAAAUCUGGGAAAGGAAAGAGGCCUGGAAAAGGUGGAAACAGAUUCUGGAAGAGUAUUGGAUUGAGUUUCAAGACUCCCAGAGAAGCCACUGAAGGAACUUAUAUUGAUAAAAAAUGCCCCUUCACCGGCACUGUUUCUAUUCGAGGUCGUAUCUUAGCUGGAACUUGUCAUAGUGCCAAGAUGGUGAGGACAAUUAUUGUUCGGCGGAACUAUCUUCACUGGGUCAAGAAAUACCAAAGAUAUGAGAAGAGGCAUUCAAAUAUUCCAGCACACGUAUCCCCAUGCUUCCGUGUGAGGGAAGGCGAUCAUGUCAUCAUCGGACAAUGCAGGCCACUGUCCAAGACUGUUAGAUUUAAUGUAUUGAAAGUGAUUCCAGCUGGUUCUGCUGCUGGUGGGAAGAAGGCCUUCACAGGAAUGUGAGGUUGAACUUCCAUUUUUUUUGUUCAUGCUGGUGUUACAGCCAUAUUGGUUUAGGGUUAUAUCUUAUGUAAGAGGCAACUCCUGGAGUUUUGAACAGCAUAGUUUGACAGCAAAUGGACAAUGAGAUUCUUUUUUUUCCCCUCA
Populus trichocarpa (black cottonwood) is the source of this 1010-nucleotide messenger RNA. Its product is annotated as 40S ribosomal protein S11. Gene Ontology annotation, biological process: translation. NCBI's taxonomy places the organism in Eukaryota, Viridiplantae, Streptophyta, Magnoliopsida, Malpighiales, Salicaceae. The record is from RefSeq and is a predicted model, not a curated record. The coding region runs from base 387 to 866 and encodes 159 amino acids. Gene Ontology annotation, cellular component: ribosome; cytosolic small ribosomal subunit. The transcript is spliced from 6 exons. Gene Ontology annotation, molecular function: structural constituent of ribosome.